UUUAAACUACAUGGACUUCCCCGGAACACGCUAGAGGAAAUGACGUAAACGGAAGAGCUUUAGCAUGGCGGUUACUGCUUGAUUGUUAUAGUAGGGUGGGUGAUUGAAUCAGCGGUUUUAUAUUCGGGAUAUGUGCUGUACACAUCAUAAGCUACAGCCAAGGAUCCAUGAACAAAAGCAGAUGGUAUGGAGAGCACACUGAAAGGCUCGAGGCCUAGCAGCCCUUUUCUCAGCCUGGAUGAAGAUGACACCAGUGAAAGUUUAAACGAGGCUUGUUUACUCAGUGACAGUGAACUUCCUUUUGACGAUCGAGGAUCCUCUUUCGAGUUUUCUAACGUGGUCGUUCCCGAAACCCCAGAAAGCCCUCUCACUUUUCGGAGAAAACGACAAUCCCAAGUAACUGAUAAUUACAGUGGGGCUGCACUAUGUGGUCCAGACACCAAAAGGUCAGAGAAAAGCGGCACGAUUCCUGGAUACCUCCACACAACCCCGAGCUCUCAUAGGACACUAAAACGAAGGAGAUUGCAAGACCCUGUAGAAGGUGUCAAUAAUAUGCAAGCAAGAAAUGGAACAGGAUUUGUACCUGCUUCAUCUCUUUUACCUGAAAUCACAUGGCUGGAGUCUUCAUGUCCUUCGCAGUCCACGGUCUCCUUCUCUUCCAGUUCUGCCAUGUCAUGCUCUGCUGCAGCUGAAUCAUCUGUGCUGGGAGCUGCUGCUGGUCAGAUUUGCUCAAGUAUGAAAUCUCCCCAUGGUUGUGUCUCUGAGCAAAAAACACUUAAGAAAUGCAAUAAAGUACAGAGACUGAAAAAGUCGUCAUCUGUUAGUCAUGGGUCCUCUAGGUGUGCAUCAACAGCACAUUCACUUGCAGCAGAGAAGAACCAGAUGCAUGUUACAGACAUGGAAAGAAGAGGUGGUUAUGUACAAGAGGAGGUUGUUGUUAUAGACGAGGAUGAUGAUGAUGAUGAUGAUGAUAUGGUGGUUGAGGCUGUAGUUCGCUCCGUUCAAAUUGCUGAAGACGAGGCAUUUGCCAGAAGCCUCCAGGAACAAUUUGAUAGAGAGGAACAGCUUCAUCAGGAGCAAAAUCGAUUACACACCACACCCCCCAAUAGACAUCCCCAAAACGUCCCGUUUGAUUCCUGUGUAGGUUUGAGCUGGAUCUCUCCCUGGGCCUCCAUGAUGUACUCAUCAUCAUUCUCAGAGCUGCAGGAGGGCAUGUCUGUGGGACAGCCCAGCAGGCAAACGAGACCGGCUCGAGGAGGUCGCAGCUCUCGACGCAGAAACACUCCACACUUGCCUUUAGACCUACUUGAUGACAGCCAGGGAAAUAACUAUGAGGCCUUUCUGGCAUUUGAGGAGAGCCAGGGAGCUGUGAUGGCCAAGAAAACUCUUAGUAAAUGGGAGAUUGAGAGACUCCCUGCAAAAGUUUAUGACCCUGCACACAAUGCAGGCAAAACAGAUUGCCAAAUCUGUUUCUCUGACUACAAGAAAGGAGAGAAGCUGCGAAUGCUGCCAUGCUUCCAUGACUAUCAUGUGAAGUGCAUUGAUCGCUGGUUGAAAGAGAAUGCUACCUGUCCUAUCUGCAGAGCAGAUGUGUCACUGUAGUUCAUAUGAUCUCAGGACUGCUUCUCUACCUCAUAAAACAAGACUACAAAUUCUGUAUUAUAUGCAUGCAAUUUUAACUUGUGCCUCUGAAAAGUUUUUUUUAAAAGGUUAAUGCAAUGGAUGGACCAGCAUAAAUUCCAUGACUAGAAUACAGUCUAUACCUCCAGGUUCACUGUUUUACUACUGUGCAUUCUUUUUUUUUUGUUUCAAUAAAACUUUUUUCCUCACAA
This is a messenger RNA of Hemibagrus wyckioides, 1832 nucleotides long. RefSeq lists its product as uncharacterized. NCBI's taxonomy places the organism in Eukaryota, Metazoa, Chordata, Actinopteri, Siluriformes, Bagridae. The record is from RefSeq and is a predicted model, not a curated record. The transcript has 11 exons. Bases 187 to 1602 code for a protein of 471 amino acids.